Molecule: messenger RNA, 4933 nt
Organism: Mycotypha africana
Lineage: Eukaryota; Fungi; Mucoromycota; Mucoromycetes; Mucorales; Mycotyphaceae
Exons: 5
Coding region: 116-4933 (1605 amino acids)
Biological process (GO): transmembrane transport
Cellular component (GO): fungal-type vacuole membrane; fungal-type vacuole
Molecular function (GO): ATP hydrolysis activity; ABC-type peptide transporter activity; ATP binding
Source: RefSeq, a predicted model, not a curated record
CUGAUGUAGCAGGCUAGAAGAAGACUAUUUUUUCCCCUUUCCUUGUCCUUCGUGCUUCUUCCUUUCAUCAGCAAUUACUCUUUGAUUGUUCAAAAUAGGUUGUGGCAUCCAAGCAAUGAUACUUCGUUGUAGUUUAUCUCAAUCUUGGGUAAAUGAUGAUUUUUCUCCAUGCUUUCGGGAAAGGGUGAUAGACGGUGGAUUAUUGAUGUUAUUUUUGACAUUUGCGAUAGUCCACUUGAUCGCAAACAGUGUGGACUAUUAUCGAUCGCAUUCGUCAGCCUAUGCACCACUAUUGAAUAAAUUACCCACCGCUGUUAGUCGCUCAUACGGUACAACAGAAAUUGACAGCAGCAAUAAUGAAAAUUGUGUGGAUGGAGAUGAUACCAUUCCUUUGAAAAUUGAGAUCAAAGCUUUUCGAUGGACAUUGUAUAAUACCUCUCGAAUCAUUUUCUCCAUCAUCCAAUUGUGUAUGUUUACUUAUGCAAUUAGAAAAAUCUUCAAUGACGAUUAUACUUUAUCACCUAACGAAGGCAGCCAAUCUGAUUUAUUAUUUGCUUACAGUGUCCGAUCUGUAUUUUGGGCUUAUAAUCUAAUUAUUUCCAGCGUAAUCUUAUACCUAUCUUCGUCCUACAGCGUAUUGGCGAAUACACUAUGCCAGCAACUCAAUCUGUUAUAUUUGCUGGACUUUUUCAUUACUGUUAUUGAUAUCAGAUCCUAUUACGUCGCAGCAGUCAACCAUAGCAUCGGUUAUUGUUUAUCUAUGGUCACAAGUGGCUUUGAUUUCUUAUUAUUGAUCAUCAUCAUCAACGAGUCGCGUUGCGAACCAGUGAAACCUAUCAUAACCGAAGAUGGACGUAUCAUGUCGGGCGAGCAUUGGGCUUCUUUAUACUCAAAGUUUAUGUUCAGCUGGGUCAACGUGAUGAUGAAGGAAGGAUUUAAGCGCACAUUGGAUGAUAAGGAUUUGGUUGAAUUACCACUCAACAACCGCGCCAAGUAUACUUUGACGGAUUACAAUAACCAUAAAAGAUCAGCAAGCAUUGCGGCAACGCUUAUACGAACCUUCCGCUGGGAACUGGCUUAUCAAACAUUGUAUUGUCUGGGUUGGACAAUUUUUGUAUUUGGUCCACCUUUCUUCUUAAACAAGAUUGUCAAGUAUAUCGAAAAUCCGAUGGGAGAGCCAGUAUCUACAGCAUUUUUGUACGUGCUCGGUCUAUUUAUCACUAACUCAGCUCAAUCUUUGCUGCUCCAGCAAGGUCUCUAUAUCGGCCGUACUUUGGGCAUCCGAAUUCAGUCUAUCAUUAUCGGCGAAGUUUUUUCAAAAUCAUUGCGUCGCCGUGAUCAAAGUGGAUCUUCCAAUGCAGCUACUUCGGCAGUGGAUGAGGAAACCAAGACCGUCGACUCCAAAUCGGGUGAUGAUAAAAAGUCAGACGCCAAUGGUAACGUGAACAACUUACUAUCCGUUGAUGCACAAAAGGUUGCAGAGAUUGCUGCCUACAUCUUCUAUGUUUAUUGUUAUCCUCUGCAAAUUAUCUUCAGUAUUUGGGGGUUAUAUAAGCUUUUGGGCACAGCAGCUCUUUGGGGUGUUCUGGUUAUGCUUGCCUGCCAACCUUUUACUUACUUGUUGGGCUCACGCUUUGAGAAAUCUCAUUCCUCUGUCAUGUCGGCUACUGACAAGCGUCUCAAAUUGAUGAAUGAACUUCUCUCCGCUAUUCGUAUUGUAAAGUUCUUUGCUUGGGAAAGCGAGUUUAAAAAGCGUAUCAUCGAUGCCAGAGAUAACGAAUUACGCGCGAUUCGAUCCCGUUUGAUGACAUUUAUGUGGAUGGUGAAUUCGUGGUUCUUUAUCCCUAUUCUUAUUAUGGUCGCUACUUUCUACGUAUAUACGAAGGAGCAUAUAUUGACUGCGUCUGUUGCUUUCACAGCCUUGGCAUUAUUUAAUACUUUCCGUGGUGCUUUGGAUGAAUUGCCCCUGCUGACGUCUUAUUUAAUUCAGGCCAAUGUUUCCAUCAGACGUGUAGAAAAAUUCCUUGAUGAAGAAGAAGUGGAGCUCCCAGUUCAAAGAAAUACCCAUGCCAAUAACAACGGCGUCAUUAUCGGCUUUAUUGAUAAUGCUUCAUUCGGUUGGGAAAGUUCUUCUGCUGAUUCUGCUACUGCCAACAAACCUGCUAUCAAGGAUUUAAAUUUGAAUUUCCCUGUCAACAAGCUGUCCAUCGUUUGUGGUCCGACUGGUUCCGGAAAGACAACCUUGUUAGCCAGUUUACUCGGUGAGACACGCUGCCUUUCGGGCCAAGCAAUUUUGCCUCGUGUCAUUCCUAACAAAACCAGUCCACUAGGAGGGGCUGUCUCAGGCAUUGCUUAUGUUGCUCAAACGGCCUGGUUACAGAAUUGUAGUAUUCGCGACAAUAUUUUGUUUGGGUUACCUUUUGAUGAGGAACGCUAUCAAGCUGUUCUGUACAUGACUGCAUUGACUCGUGACUUGGAUAUCUUGGAGUUUGGUGACGCUACUGAAGUUGGAGAGAAGGGUAUUACAUUAAGUGGGGGUCAAAAGCAGCGCGUUGCUAUCGCGCGUGCUGUGUAUUCUCAAGCUUCUACUGUCAUUUUGGAUGACUGCCUAAGUGCAGUGGACGCUCAUACUGCUAAACAUUUAUACGAACACUGUUUGAUGGGUGAUUUGAUGAAGCAUCGUACUGUUAUUCUGGUAACUCAUCAUGUAGGUCUUUGUUUAUCCGGUGCCGAAUACGUUGUCGCUAUGAAGGAUGGUAAAGUAGUGGCUGCAGGUACUCCUAAACAAGUGCUAAAAUCUGGUGCUCUUGGUGAAGAAUUAGCUAAAGUUGAAGAAGCAAAAACUGUCACCGCUGAAGAAAGUGCAGUCGAGGGUCCUAUUCCUGUUGUUCCAAAAACAAUGACACAGAAGAAGAACAACGCUGACGGUAAAGGAGGUAAACUGACACAAGAUGAGGAACGUGCCCAAGGCGGCGUUUCUUGGAGUGUCUACAAGACCUACAUCAACGCAUCAGGUGGAUAUACAUUUUGGUUCGUCGUGCUCAUUCUAUUUGGUGUCGCUCAAUCUUGUGCACUGGCACAAGACUAUUGGAUCAAGGUUUGGUCAGCAGCCUAUGGCCAGAGUUACCAUGUUCAGGAAGAUGGCUCAGCCAAUUUCACUUCCAGUGAUUAUGUUCAACAGCAAUCACUGGGCUUUUAUUCCGUUCAUAACACAGCAUUCUCCAUCCUGGGUCAGAACUACUUGAAAUCAACCUUUGUUCAACCACUCAUGAACACUCUCGAAGCCGUCAAAGAUCCUUCUCAAACAGUAGAUGUAGUCUACUACCUGGGUAUCUACUUUUUGAUUGGUGUUUUAGCCUUAUUGAUGACUACUCUUCGUACUUUUAUCCUCUUUACUGGUUCUUUGAGAGCCUCUCGUCGCAUCCAUAGUGAGUUAUUAACUCGUAUCUUACGGGCUAAAGUUCGCUUCUAUGAUACUACCCCAUUAGGCCGUAUUGUCAAUCGUUUCUCAUCUGAUCUGGCUACUAUUGAUCAAGAAAUUUCUCCUUCGCUUACAUUCCUUAUUUAUUCUAUUGCAGCCACCUUGUGUGUUAUCUUACUCAUCUCAACUGUCACACCAACUUUCUUGAUCCCCGGCUCUGGCAUUGCAUUAAUGUUUGUGGCCAUUGGCGUUUAUUAUCUUCGGACGUCGCGUGACAUGAAGCGCCUGAACUCAGUGAGCCGUAGUCCUAUCUAUGUUCAAUUCAAUGAAACGGUGAACGGUGUUACGACCAUUCGUGCCUUUGGAUCUCAACUUCGUUUCAUUAAUGAAAACCAUAAGAAGAUUGACAGCAAUAACCGUCCUUUCUUGUGGAUGUGGGCUACUAACCGUUGGUUGCAUUGCCGCGUGGAUGUGCUAGGUGCCUUUGUUGGCUUCUGUACUGGCUUUGUGCUUGUCUUAUCGCGCCAUUGGAUCGAUCCUGGCUUGGCUGGGCUCUCUCUUAGCUACUCGUUAACAUUCACACAUCACGUUUUAUGGGUCGUCAGAACUUAUGCUAUGAAUGAAAUGAACAUGAAUGCUAUUGAACGUGUGCAUGAAUAUUUGGAUGUAGAAGAAGAACCUCCUGUUGACGUCCCCGCGAUGGAACCUAGUCCCACUUGGCCUGAACAAGGUUCUAUUGAAGUCAAAGAUUUGGUUAUGCAAUAUGCACCGGAAAAUCCUCCAGUGAUCAAAAAUAUAUCGUUCAAGGUCAAUUCCCGCGAAAAAGUCGGUAUUGUCGGUCGAACAGGUUCUGGUAAGUCUACCUUGGCGCUUUCUAUUUUCCGAUUCAUGGAGCCCACGAGUGGUACAAUCAAGAUUGAUGGUGUUGAUAUUCAUAAGAUCGGUUUGAAUGUCCUUCGUUCUCGUUUGACAAUUAUCCCCCAAGAUCCCGUAUUGUUCUCGGGUACGUUACGUAGUAAUUUGGAUCCUUUUGGUCAGCAUAAUGAUCUAGAGCUCUGGGCUGCCUUGAAACGGUCGCACUUGAUUGAUGAGCAGCAGCAACAGGAUCCCGAACACAGUAUUACUUUAGAUUCUGUGGUCGCUGAAAAUGGCUCGAAUUGGUCUCAAGGACAGCGUCAGUUGAUUGCUUUGGCUCGAGCUCUUGUCAAAAAGUCUUCUUUAAUUAUAUUGGAUGAAGCAACCUCGUCGGUUGAUUUUGAUACAGAUCACAAGAUUCAGCAGACUAUUCGAACAGAGUUUAAAAAUUCUGCAUUGCUUUGUAUUGCUCAUCGUAUCCGAACAGUAGCAGAUUACGACCGUAUUCUUGUAUUAGAUCAUGGUGAAGUGAAGGAGUUUGACACGCCAUACAAGUUAAUGACAAAAGAAGGCGGCAUCUUCAGUCAAAUGUGUUUGCGUUCUGGUGAAUAUAAUGAACUUUUAGCCAUUGCUAAAGCUAAAGAAAACAUGGAAUAA